AUGGCCAAGGUGCGGAUUCAGAAAGAGGCUAAAAAUGCCAAAAGCCACCUGAAAGCCCGGAUGGAUUAUUUGCAGCAGGCUGCGAGCUAUCUCCAGGAUAUCCAUCUAGAAGGCAAGACUGCGGCAGGGACCAAUACAACCAACUCCCAAACUACAUUGGCCAACAAUACGGAGCAACAAAUUAUCCCAAACACUCAUUUGAGCAAGGAUGUGGACAUGGUUCAAGUCUCUACUCGUCAAAAGGCAACAAAAAAACCUUUGACCAAUCUCUCCAGAGUCUUUAUCUCUCACAUGCGUGGCGUAUCUUUGAAGACACAGACUCGACUGUCAAUACCGGUGAAGAGAUCUCUUUGCAAGCGAUGUGAUACCACUCUCAUCGCAGGGGUCAACUGUACGCAGGAGAUUCGAAAUGAAAGUCGUGGACGCAAGAAGCCAUGGGCCGACGUGCUGGUGAUACGCUGUCUCGUCUGCAACACUGAGAAACGCUUCCCCCAGACAGAAAAGCGUAGCAAGAAGCUAUCCGAGCGGCGAAAAGAGGUGGUGCAGCAGGGGAAAGUGGAGAACCAGGAUCAGGCUGGCGCAGCGUGA
Messenger RNA from Penicillium daleae, 588 nucleotides. Its product is annotated as ribonuclease P Rpr2/Rpp21/SNM1 subunit. The record is from RefSeq and is a predicted model, not a curated record. Lineage: Eukaryota; Fungi; Ascomycota; Eurotiomycetes; Eurotiales; Aspergillaceae. Gene Ontology annotation, cellular component: nucleolar ribonuclease P complex. Gene Ontology annotation, biological process: tRNA processing. The transcript has a single exon. The coding region runs from base 1 to 588 and encodes 195 amino acids.